AUGACUGGAGGCUUUGAAGGGCUGCACAACUCCGUGGGGAAGCAAGCUAUGGCCUGCGUGCAUUGCUGGAGCUCUGGAGGGCUAGCAGGAUCGGGCCUUGCAUGUGCUAGGCUCGCAGUGGAGGCCUGGCAUGCGAGGUGGGCUCGAGCUGUGGCUGGUUGGUGCUGGAGCUGGCGUUCGCUGGGCCUUCGUAUGGAAUGUGGGCCAGGUGCUGGAGCUGUCUUGUGCGAGGUGUGGGCUGCGCGCGCUGGAGUUGGGCCUUGCGCGAGACUUGGGCAGCGCCUGCUGCUGUUUGGAGCGAACGGGCCAGGCGCUGGGCGGGCCUCCGUGCUGGACUUGGUGUUGGGCUGCGUGCUGACCAGGCUUUGA
This is a messenger RNA of Prunus armeniaca (apricot), 369 nucleotides long. The record is from the annotation of a GenBank genome assembly. Lineage: Eukaryota; Viridiplantae; Streptophyta; Magnoliopsida; Rosales; Rosaceae.